Molecule: messenger RNA, 1314 nt
Organism: Thermothelomyces thermophilus ATCC 42464
Lineage: Eukaryota; Fungi; Ascomycota; Sordariomycetes; Sordariales; Chaetomiaceae
Exons: 1
Coding region: 1-1314 (437 amino acids)
Molecular function (GO): protein binding
Source: RefSeq, a predicted model, not a curated record
AUGGCGCGGCGCCAGCUGUCGUGGGCCCGGGUGCUCUUCUUCGGACUGCUCGCACCGCUGGCCACAGCAGCGGAUGCCAAUGCCGAAGCAGAAGGGGGCUCGGCAGACGGCCUGGCCUACGAAACCAUCCAAAACGUGGACAUCUACACCGAUAAUGCCACAGCUCCCACCACCCAAACACCCCCGGUCGAGGGAUGGUGGGAUUCGAGAAUCUGUUCGGGAUCCUACUGCGUCUACACCAACCGUCGCAUCGCCAAUGGGCGAGGUCUCGUGGCCGUCACCAGAACCGACGAUUUCCAGAAGUUUGAGCGCAUCGAGCAGCACCUCAACCGCGGCGAGAACAAUUACCUGCAAGAUCCCGUCCCCUUCAAGACCACCGACAUACCCAACAAGGGCUCUGGCGUGACCGCCACGAAGAACAUCCGCCGCGGCAAGCCCCUCAUGGCCUGGUCGCCCGUGCUCGCGGUGCACAAGUCCUUCUUCGAGGACGUCACCAAGCGAAAGGAGCGCGACCGCCUCCUCGAGGCCGCCGUCUCCUUCCUGCCCGAGGCCACCCGCGCCGUGUUCGACAAGCAGCGCGCCCGCCCCGGCGACAGCGAGGGCACCAACCGGCGCUCGGUCGAGGACAUUGUGCUGGCGCACCCGUUCGAGAUCGACCUGGGCUACGUCAGCUACCGGCAGAUGAACUCCGAGGAGCACUCCCGGCACUACGUCAACUACCCGGAGGUGGCCGUCUUCCAGCACGACUGCCGGCCCAACGUGGCCACCUUCAUCGACGCCUCCUUCGCCCUGCGCGCCACCGUCGCCCGCCGCGUCCAGGAGGGCGAGGAGCUGACCGUCGCUUACGUCGACCCCUUCCUACCGCGCGAGCAGAGGGCCUCCUGGGUACGCCAGUACCGCGGCUUCCCGGACAGCAAGGGGUGCCCGUGCAGCGCGUGCAGCCCGCCCGGCGGGCCCAAGGGGGGCAAGGCCGCGCAGGGGGACAAGCGGCUCAAGGAGAUCCUGAGGAUCCGCGGCGAACUGCGGAAUCCCGAUAGCACCAAGGUGGACUUUGCCACGAUCGAGCGCUUCCUAAAGCUGUACGAGGAGGACCGCCUGCACGCCAAGCUGGCCGAGGCGUACGAGCUGGCGGCGCUCAACUUCAACUACCUGGGCGACGACAAGAGGGCCAAGAAGUACGCCGAUCUGGCGGUGCAGGCGGGCAUCAUCGAGCAGGGCGUCGACGCCAACGACGUGAUCGCCAUGAAGAUCAUGGCCAAGGAUAUCAAGGGACACUAUUCGUAUCGGUACACGCUCAAGAGACGGGGAAAAUAA